Solanum dulcamara is the source of this 1559-nucleotide messenger RNA. Its product is annotated as methylthioribose-1-phosphate isomerase. The record is from RefSeq and is a predicted model, not a curated record. The transcript is spliced from 9 exons. NCBI's taxonomy places the organism in Eukaryota, Viridiplantae, Streptophyta, Magnoliopsida, Solanales, Solanaceae. Gene Ontology annotation, molecular function: S-methyl-5-thioribose-1-phosphate isomerase activity. The coding region runs from base 168 to 1292 and encodes 374 amino acids.
CUGGAGCAUGUGUUUCAUGCUGUUUAUUCUUAUUCUAAUUUUAAUGGGAAAACUGUUUAUGUCGACCCUAUCAUUCGAUUCUUCUUCACUUAUAUAAGUUUGGUCCCUCACCAAGGCAACCAACCACACAAGUUGAAUUAGGGCUUUUAUACACAUUUUCUAUAGCUAUGUCUAGUGCAAGUGAAGGAGACAAAACUCUGCUUUCCAUCUGUUAUAGGCGUGGCUCACUUCAGUUACUUGAUCAAAGAAAACUCCCCCUAGAGACCCUUUAUUUGGAUAUCCGCGAUACAAAGGAUGGCUGGGAUGCAAUUAAGGAAAUGGUUGUCCGUGGAGCACCUGCAAUUGCUAUAGCUGCUGCACUGUCUUUGGCAGUAGAAGUUUCAAACUUAGCUUCGUUUGAUGGGACUUCUGAUGAUGCAUCAGUUUUCCUAAGUAAAAAGUUGGAUUUUCUUGUUUCAAGUCGUCCAACAGCUGUUAAUCUUUCAGAUGCUGCAGUAAAGCUUAAAGAAGUUAUAAGGAAGGCUGCUGCCACAGCCAAAGAAGCCAAUUCAGUUUUUCAGGCUUACAUUGAAGCUGCUGAAGUUAUGCUGGAGGAUGAUGUUACUUCCAAUAAGGCAAUUGGUUCAUAUGGAGCUAGUUUUAUUAAGAAUUACCUGACAGACUCUCAGAAUAUAACAAUUUUGACCCAUUGCAACACAGGAAGUCUUGCCACAGCUGGAUAUGGAACUGCUCUUGGUGUUAUCCGGGCACUUUAUGCUGACGGAGCUUUAGAAAGGGCAUACUGCACAGAAACACGUCCAUUCAACCAGGGAUCCAGAUUGACUGCAUUUGAAUUGGUUCAUGAAAACAUCCCAGCUACCCUUAUAGCUGAUUCAGCUGCAGCUGCAUUGAUGAAUGCUGGUCGCGUGAAAGCUGUCAUUGUUGGAGCUGAUCGUGUAGCUGCAAAUGGUGAUACUGCCAAUAAGAUCGGAACUUACAACCUUGCUGUUUCUGCCAUGCAUCAUGAUAUACCAUUUUACGUUGCAGCUCCUUUGACUUCUGUUGAUCUAUCCCUUUCUUCCGGACAAGAAAUUGUGAUAGAAGAAAGAUCUCCAAAGGAACUGUUACAUACACGAGGAGGACUAGGUGAACAAGUUGCUGCCUCUGGUAUUUCGGUUUGGAACCCUGCAUUUGAUGUCACCCCAGCUAAGUUGAUUAGUGGAAUCAUCACUGAAAAGGGUGUCAUCACGAAGAAUGGGACGGACACAUUUGAUAUUGCUGGGUUUGUGCGCAAGACAUCAGGAAAUUCGUGAUGCUGGUUUUCUUAAAAUGUUUGUUUAGUUGAUAUUUCUUAAACUUUGAUAAAACCUUCCAUCUUACAGUGAGCAAUAAGUACUCGCAAGGCAACAUCUAUUUCACUCCAAUAAUGUUAAUGUAUUGUGGUCCUAUAUGAGCAUGGAAAAAUUGUAUUAUUAUGAAGUAACAGUAAUAUGUACACUAAUGGAGCCUUCUUAGUGAAAUAAACCCAAUCUCCCCAUUGGCAUCGGUAUAAAUGAAAACGAUUGGCAAUUUCAAUAUUA